AUUAAUAAUUAACGAUCUGCUUAACGUGGACAUAUUUUAUGCAGAGUAAACCCUCUCGCUUCACAUAUCUCUCUACUACUAGUACUACGGGUGACCAAAUUCCGUCCAAAAAGAAACGACAACACAUAACUGGUUUGCAGGGUCACCGCGAGCUACCGAGUCUUCGGAAAUAUGGCCCUUUUCUCUUUCUUUGCAGGUUGGAUCGGUUAUUUGUUUAUUUGCCUGCUUGGAUUGAUUUUCAUCGCAUUUCUCUGUUUUUGUCUUUACAUAAAAUAUAUUCAUCUGAAAUAUGAUCACAUACCGGGACCACCAAGGGAUAGUUUUAUAUUUGGUCAUUUACCAACCAUUCAGAGGGAGAUGAGCAAUGAUCGAGUUGUCCACGACAAAUUCCUGGAAUGGGCUGAGACUUAUGGACCGGUCUACCGUAUCAACGGUCUGCAUGCUGUGAUGUUGUGUGUGACCUGUCCUGAUACCACCAAGGAAGUCCUGAUGUCACCGAAGUACCCCAAAGCCCCACUGUUCUACAAGCGUCUCUUCAACCUGUUUGGACAGAGGUUUUUUGGAAAUGGCCUGGUCACAGCACAGAAUCAUGAUGAGUGGUACAAACAGCGAAGAAUAAUGGACCCUGCCUUCAGCAGUCUGUACCUGCGGGGUCAGAUGGGUGCGUUCAACGAGAGGGCAGAGAAGCUGAUGGAUAAACUGGCGGACAUGGCUGACACCAACACAGCUGCCAACAUGCAACACAUGUUCAACUGUGUGACACUGGAUGUCAUCACUAAGGUGGCGUUUGGAGUGGAGCUGGAUCUGCUGAAGGAGAGUGACUCUCCGUUCCCCAACGCUAUAGAGAUGUGUCUGAAGGGAAUGGUCCACUAUGUCAGAGACUUCACCUUCCAGCUCUACCCAAAGAACAAGAAGUUCAUCAACGAGGUGAAGAAGUCUUGUCAACUGCUGCGUUCGACAGGCAGACAGUGGAUCAACGAGAGGAAAAUGGCCGUCCAAAACGGAGAGGACGUUCCAAAAGACAUCCUCACACAGAUCCUCAAGACGGCUGGCAAAGAGGAAAACAUAGCAAACGAUGAUGAGGAGCUUAUGCUGGACAACUUUGUGACGUUCUUCAUUGCGGGGCAAGAGACAACAGCCAAUCAACUAGCUUUUGCCGUCAUGGAACUGGGAAGGCUGCCAGAGAUACUGACAAAGGUGAGGCAGGAAGUGGAUGACGUCCUCGGGAUGAAACAGGAAAUCAACUUCGACGACCUGGGGAAAAUGACCUACCUGUCUCAGGUUUUGAAGGAGACUCUAAGGUUGUACCCUACAGCACCAGGCACUUCUCGUUUCAUCCCCAACGACAUCGUCAUCAACGGCAUCCCCAUCCCUGCAGGAGUCACAUGCGUCUUCAAUUCGUAUAUCUGUGGAAGGUUGGAUAAGUUCUUUGAGGACCCGCUGAAGUUUGACCCAGAGAGGUUCCAUCCAGACGCUGCCAAACCCUAUUACUGCUACUACCCCUUCGCCCUGGGACCACGCUCAUGUCUGGGACAGAGCUUCGCACAGAUGGAGGCCAAGGUAGUGAUGGCCAAGCUGCUCCAGAGGUUUGACUUCAGCCUGCUGCCUGGCCAGUCCUUUGACAUCCUGGACACUGGGUCUUUGAGACCAAAGAGUGGAGUGGUGUGUAACAUCAGACACAGAGGACAGACACCCGCAGCCUGACCUGACUGGGACCUGAACAUGACUAGCACUUCUCUAUAACAUACUUGUCUUAUUUCUUAUACUUCCUAGUGGAGCAAAUUACCCUUUUCUUUCAAUGAAGCACCUUAUUCAAAUAUCUAGCUAUUUUUAAUGAAAAUGGAUUUUGAACAAUUGUUUAUUCUUUUUAUCAAUGAUGAAAUAAUAUCUUAAAUAUGAUGGUUCUAUGUGAUGAAGAGUUACUAGGACAGACUUGACAUAGGAGUGUUUGUAUUUGUGCCGGUUCCAUGUUGUUAAUUUACCCUUAUCAUGUAGUUACUAUGCAGUAUACCAUUUAUCACAUAAUAUAAAGAGAUUUAUAAAGUAUAUAUUAACUUCUUUGAUGAACUUCCUAACCAACAUUACCACCGUGCCUCUGUUGGAGUGAAUUUACUAUAUUUUAAUAAAAUAAUUGACCAAA
Molecule: messenger RNA, 2140 nt
Organism: Oncorhynchus mykiss (rainbow trout)
Lineage: Eukaryota; Metazoa; Chordata; Actinopteri; Salmoniformes; Salmonidae
Product: cholesterol 24-hydroxylase
Biological process (GO): cholesterol catabolic process
Molecular function (GO): cholesterol 24-hydroxylase activity; iron ion binding; heme binding
Source: RefSeq, a predicted model, not a curated record